GCAUCGCUCUCACCAGUCCACCAGCGCACUGUUGCGCAAGAACAUUAACUGCAACUUUUGCGCAACUUUAGUCAAUAGAUCAAUAUAAAAGAUGAAGUCCGGUUUUACUGACUUCGUGCGUAUUAUCACUCUAAUUUACCUGCAGCUAAACAUCCCCUUAAUUUAUGGAACCCCGUCAAGGUAUAGUAUGUUCCAAGGAAAUGCAUAUUCUGGCUCGGCUCCACGUCAGAGGAACAAAAACUGGUGUGCGUAUGUAGUACAGAAGAAUGUAACAUGUGCGGUUCUUGGAGCGUCGGAGAGCGUGGUUGAGCCAGAGCUCGCGCCCUGCCCUAUACACCAACCUGACUGCGCGCAACACGUGAUAUAUCGCACACACCUUCGGCCCAUGUAUAAGAUUGGAUACAAGGAGGUGACCGAGUUGGACUGGAAGUGUUGUCCAGGCUACCAGGGGUAUGACUGCAUGGAGCUGAAAGACUUCCCGUCCGCACCUAAAGAACUGCACCAGAAUCCAGCACACAUUCCUGAACAGGAGCAGAGCAUGUUGGGCCCUGAGAAGUUUGACUCUGCGGCUGGUGAAGUGUGGAGCCAGGCGGAGCCCAUUCCCCACUGGGGAGAUUCUCAGCCUCAGCGAGGGCCUCAGCCCAGCCACCCUUGGCUGCAGGGAGGAGCGGGCGGCGGCGGCAGGGCAUCAGCUGACCAGCGCAAGGUGCGUCAGUUGGAGGAAGAGGUGCAGCGGCUCUCCCAAAGCCUGCUGGACCUGCAGGCCGCCAUGACGGGCAUGAACGCCAACCUGCGGCUGGAUCUGCAGGAGGACGCCACCAAGAUCUUCUUGAGCAUGCUGGGCAGCGAGCGGCAGCCGGCCAGCGCACUGGGAGCGGGCACGGAGAGCAUCGUGCUGCCAGCCAUCACGCCAGACCCGCUCUCCUCCUCUGCCACGGAGCAGCUGCAGACUCAGGUCAACGACCUCUCGGACACUCUCGUAGCCAACACACAGGCCCUCAAGGAGCUGCAGGGGCAGGUCGAGCAGCAAGACGGACAGCUGCGCCUGCUAACCAACGCAGGCCAAGGUGCGCUAGACCCGCCCCCCACCUCCGAUUCGGCCAACGAGUGCUGUCUAAAGCAAUACGUGGACAGCAAGGUCUCGGCUCUGCGCGACGAGCUGCUGGAGGGCAUGGACAUCAAGAUGGCCGACCUGAAGAACUCGUGCGAGUACAAGGUGAUGUCGGUGAGCGAGCAGUGCGAGGAGCAGGAGACCUCGUACCUGAGCCUGGCCGAGCUGCUGGACUCCAAAGAGGCCGACCUCCGCAAGGAGAUCCAAGACCUCCGCGACUCCCUGGGCGGCCCGGCGACGACGGCGGGCUCCCCUCCGCCGGCGGCCGACGACGGCGACCCGAGCGGCCGUCUGGCGAAGAUCGAGGAGGCCCAGCGGGAGCUCCGCGCCGCCCUGGAGCGGCAGAACGGCACGCUGGGGCGCGUGCAGCAGAGCGGGGCGGCGCUGGAGGGGCGCGUGGAGCUGGCGGAGAGGAGCGCCGAGGUGCAAGGCCUCUUCCUGGAGGAGAAGCUGCGCCGGGAGAGGGAGAAGGAGCGGCGGGACCAGGAGGCAGCGGCGGGCAACGGCUCCGCAGCUCUGCAGGACGUCAGGAGGCAGCUGACCGCCCAGCAGCGGCUCCUCCGCCGCCUGGAGGGGGCGCUCAACGGGAGCGCGGACGCGGGAGGAGCGCAGCGCCAGUGCUGCGGCGAGGUGCGGUCGCUGGCGCGGCGGGUGGAGGGUCUGGAGAGUUCGGUCGCCGCGCUCAACGACACGGCGUCCGUGCACGCCGAGGAGCUCCAGCAGCUGACCGCCGCCUGCGCUGGCCCGUCGGGGGAGGAGCGCCUCGCGCAGCGGGUGACCACGCUGGAGGACGCCUGGUCGGGGGUGGACGGCCGCGUGUCCGGCGUGGAGGGCGUGUGCGGGCGGCUGGAGCCGCUGUCCGACAGCCUGCGGAGGAUCAAAGACGGCCUCAACAAGCACGUGACAGGCCUGUGGACGUGCGUCAGGCAGAUGAACGGCACGCUGCGCUCGCACACGCGAGACCUGCACGCCCUGUACGAACACACACACGCCCUCCAGGGCACGCUGGAACAGACCACCAACACACCUGUCCGCUCAGGCCCUGAGGAUGCCACCAGUGCCUCUGCGGUGACGGGUUCCUCCGUGCCGCUGGCGCCCGUGUUGGAGACGGGGGAGGCCGGGCCCCCGGGCACCAAACUGGCCUCGCGUCCGCCCAACGGUGCCAACGGGAGCAUGAACCCAGUCAAGGGCUACGCAGGAGCACCAGGUUACCCUCCUCUGUCUCCUGUGUCCCACACUCCUGAUAGUCCCUCAGGAGAUGACGUGAAAUUGAAGACAGCUCAUGCGGUGCUGAACUUGGCACCUCAGUUGCUGUUUGAUCCCAUCUCUUUCUCGGCUGGCCUGACGCUUCUGCCGUUUCCUGGGUCGAUUGGCAUCAUUCGCUUCAACAAGAUUCUCACCAACGAUGGGGGCCAUUAUGACCCGCACACAGGUAUAUUCACUGUACCUGUAGACGGGCGUUACCUCCUCAGCGCAGUGGUGACAGCGGAGCUGACGGAACGAGUAGAGGCGGUGCUUUCAGUGUCCAAUCACAACGUUCAGAGGCUGAACACAUCGUCUGGGGGCGUGGCCACAGACAGCUGUUUAUGCGGUGGCUCCGCCUCCCUCAGUCUCAUUCUGGAUCUGAAGAGAGGUGACAGGGCGGGGCUGGUGAUGAUAUCUGGCAAACUGGCCAUCACAGCGUCCAGUGAGAUCGUCUCCUCAUUCAGUGGCGUGCUGCUCUAUCCAACGCAAGUGAACAGAUGAUACUGUACAAUGGAACACCAUCAUUGCCACCACCAGCACUACACCAGCAGCAAUUUCUUAUAUUUGUGGAAUGUUAUCUCAACAUUCCAUAUAAUACCAAAAUACCAAAGGGAAAUUCAUGUAUUUUGUAAAUCAAUUCCGCUUGACAGAAUGCUUUAAGGUCUAACGCAGCAAUACACAAUCAAGAGAUAACUUAAUGGACAUGGCUUCAGGAAAUACUAGACACUCCAAAUCAUCCUCUUUAAACAAUGUUUUGUUUUGUGUUUUAAUAUAUUGUUUACUCAGAGAGAGAUAUGUGUGUGUGUGUGUGUUCAUGUAUGUGACUUAAAUGUGUUUUUCUAGAAAAUCUGUGUAGACAAAAUAUUUUGUUGAUCUGUUUCUGUCUGACCUAGGACUUUUCAGGUUUUCUUAAGAUCAGAUUUUAUUUGAUCAAACAAACAAAACCUAAUAAAGUAUGUGCCUUGAAUGGCAACCAUCCUUG
Sardina pilchardus (European sardine) is the source of this 3338-nucleotide messenger RNA. RefSeq names its product elastin microfibril interfacer 2b (gene emilin2b). NCBI's taxonomy places the organism in Eukaryota, Metazoa, Chordata, Actinopteri, Clupeiformes, Clupeidae. The record is from RefSeq and is a predicted model, not a curated record. The transcript is spliced from 9 exons. Gene Ontology annotation, molecular function: protein binding. Bases 92 to 2857 code for a protein of 921 amino acids.